Messenger RNA from Dentiscutata erythropus, 441 nucleotides. The record is from the annotation of a GenBank genome assembly. Lineage: Eukaryota; Fungi; Glomeromycota; Glomeromycetes; Diversisporales; Gigasporaceae.
AUGGGCGUAUACGGUGUUGGAAACUAUUAUAGAAUUGAAGGAAAUAUAAAUAAGGAGCUAUAUCAUGAAAUCCUUAAAGAUGAGUUAAUUGGGAUGAUGCAAGCAUGGCAUUUGACUAACAAUGACUUUGUCUUCCAGCAUGAUAACGAUCUGAAACAUAUGUCAGAUAUAGUUACUGACUGGUUGGAUGAAAAAGGAAUCGAUGUUUUAACUUGGCCGCUGUACUCUCCCAAUCUAAAUCCCAUAGAGCAUUUAUGGGAUGAAGUUAAUCGUCAUUUGCAAAAACUUCCCGGUAAUAUUUCUAGCAAAAUGGAUCUGUGGAAUAAGAUACAAAAGGUGUGGAAUGAGAUCGAUGAUGAUUAUGUUUUAAAGCUAAUCGACACGAUGUCUCAACGAAUUAAAGAUGUCCUUAAAGCUAAAGGGGGGUAUACUAAAUGGUAA